Cucurbita pepo subsp. pepo (vegetable marrow) is the source of this 1186-nucleotide messenger RNA. RefSeq names its product spermidine synthase 1. Gene Ontology annotation, biological process: spermidine biosynthetic process. Gene Ontology annotation, cellular component: cytosol. The record is from RefSeq and is a predicted model, not a curated record. Gene Ontology annotation, molecular function: spermidine synthase activity. Lineage: Eukaryota; Viridiplantae; Streptophyta; Magnoliopsida; Cucurbitales; Cucurbitaceae.
UAGGAAAAAAAAAAACAAAAAAAAGCAGCUUUUUUGUUCAAUGGCGAUGGAAGCAAAUGGGGUUGUUUCUUUUGCAGAUAAACUGUUGUUUAAGCAGCAAAAGGAGGAAGCUUUCAACAAUGGCGGCUCUCAUCUUCAUCUUGCAGUUGCAGAAAAGGUUGAAGAUGACUCCAUCAAUGGUGUACCUCUCAACCAUCCCAGCAUUCCUGGUUGGUUCUCUGAGCACUGUCCUCAAUGGCCAGGACAGGCACACUUCUUAAAGGUGGACAAGGUUUUGUUUCAAGGCAAAUCUGAUUACCAAUCCAUGUUGGUUUUUCAGUCAGCAGCAUAUGGAAAGGUGUUUGUGUUGGAUGGAGCACUCCAACUCACUGAGAAAGAUGAAUGUGCUUACCAAGAAAUGAUUACCCAUCUUCCUCUUUGUUCUAUUCCAAACCCCAAAAAGGUUUUGGUGAUUGGGGGAGGAGAUGGUGGCAUCCUAAGAGAAAUUUCUAGGCAUUCUUCCAUUGACCAAAUUGAUAUUUGUGAAAUCGACGCUAUGCUCAUUGACGUGUACAAGAAAUUUUUUCCAGAAAUUGCAGUUGGGUAUAAAGAUUCUCGAGUGAAUGUUCAUAUCAUAGAUGGAAUUGCAUUUUUGAAUUCCGUUGCACCAGGAACUUACGAUGCAAUCAUAGUGGACGCCUUCGAUCCAAUCAAGCCCGAUGACGAAGUCGUGAGAAGUAGGUUGUUUGAGAUGGUGGGAAGAGCACUAAGGGCAGGAGGAGUGCUUUGUAUUCAAGCAGAAAGCCUUUGGUUUCAUUGUCUUGACAUUCAAAAGUUGAUCUCAAAAUGCCACCAAGUCUUCAAAGGCUCAGUUCAAUAUGCUUGGACCAUUGUUCCUGCUUAUCCCAGUGGGGUAAUCGGUUUCUUGCUCUGUUCGACUCAAGGACCCAAAGUUGACUUCAAAAACCCGAUCAAUCCCAUCGACUCAAACGGGAGUUUUGGAGUUGCUACCAAACCCCUGAAGUUUUACAACUCAGAGGUUCACUCAGCUGCAUUUUGCUUGCCAUCAUUUGCAAAAAAAGGGAACGGGUUGGAUCCAAAUUUAAAUGUUUGAAUUUGCCACUCCCUUUGGAUCAUCAACUUUGCUAUUUAGUCCUUCAUCUUUUUUACUUUGUGAGAGAUUUCCCAUUAUUUUUCUUAAUUACUA